Molecule: messenger RNA, 2496 nt
Organism: Microtus ochrogaster (prairie vole)
Lineage: Eukaryota; Metazoa; Chordata; Mammalia; Rodentia; Cricetidae
Gene: Larp1b
Product: La ribonucleoprotein domain family member 1B
Biological process (GO): positive regulation of translation
Cellular component (GO): cytosol; cytoplasmic stress granule
Molecular function (GO): RNA binding
Source: RefSeq, a predicted model, not a curated record
AUGGACAUCUGGGAGCGGGAGCGACAGGAAGAGGUGGGACCUCAGGUUCUCCUUGACGGCUCGGGGCACGGCGUGGGUGACGGGGCAGCGCGGCCGGGCUCGGCUUGUGCCUUCACGUGUCGGCGACUUGGACGCGGUGAAGACUGUGGGAAAGUUUCCGGGAACUUGCAAGAGUCUAAUAAGCACAAAUGGGUACCACUACACUUAGAUGAUGUGAGACCAGACAGCCAGGAAAGACCUGGGUCCCGGAACAGCUCAAGAUGUCAACCUGAAGCAAAUAAGCCAGCUCACAGUAAUAGGAAAAGUGAUACACGAAGUUGGAGACGGGAUAGAGAAAAGAGAGAUGAUCAAGAUGAAGUAUCGAGUGUGAGAAGUGAGGGUGGCACCAUCCGAGGUUCUGUAAGAGGUCGUGGAAGAGGCCGGGGCCGCGGAAGAGGCCGGGGUCGAGGAAACCCUAGAUUGAACUUUGAUUAUUCCUAUGGUUAUCGAGAGCCAGGGGAAAGAACUGAUCAGCCAUUUCCCACAGAGCUUAACACCAGCAUGAUGUAUUACUACGACGAUGGCACAGGUGUGCAGGUAUAUCCUGUGGAAGAGACACUGCUUAAAGAGUACAUUAAGCGCCAGAUUGAGUAUUACUUCAGCAUAGAGAACUUGGAGCGGGACUUCUUUCUUCGCAGAAAGAUGGAUGAGCAGGGAUUCCUGCCUAUUUCUCUGAUUGCUGGUUUUCAUCGUGUGCGAGCUCUCACCACAAACCUUAAUCUCAUCUUGGAGGCACUGAAGGAUAGCACAGAAGUAGAAAUUGUGGAUGAGAAAAUGAGGAAAAAGAUAGAACCAGAAAAAUGGCCAAUCCCAGGCCCUCCUCCACGAAAUGUGCCACAAACAGACUUUUCUCAGUUGAUUGAUUGUCCGGAGUUCAUACCAGGGCAGGCCUUUGGCUCCCAUACAGAGUCUGCCACAAACUCUCCAAGAAUUGGAAGUCCACUGAGCCCAAAGAACAAUACUGAAACGAGUACUCUCCGAGUGAUGUCGAGAGGUUUGUCUGCCAGCCUGCCUAACCUGGACUCAGAACCAUGGGUAGACGUGAAAGAGAGGCAUCCUCCAUCCCCAGUCAUAUUAAAGGAAUCAAUAUCUAUACUUGAAGAGACAUCAAAUCAACUAACCUUUCCAGACCCAGAACAAGAAGAACGUGACUUUUUGUUUGAAGAGAUGGAACAUACAGAAAGAAAGAAAAUGACAGUCAAUGAUUGGUCUGAUGAUGACUCAGAUUUUGAAAUUGAUGACCAAGAUUUAAACAAGAUUUUGAUUGUGACUCAGACACCACAUUAUAUGAGAAAGCACCAUGGAGGUGAUCGAACAGGCACCCAUACAUCACAAGCAAACAUUACAUCAGAACUUGCUGAAGUGAUUAACGAUGGCUUGUAUUACUAUGAACAGGACCUGUGGACAGAAAGUGAAAAUGCAUGCACAGCCAUAAAGGUAACGAUUUCUGGUGAGCAUCUUUCUGCUGAUAAAAUGGCUUCCGCAGAGACUGAUGCAAUGCCCUCUGCAGUUCCUGCAUCUCCCAGGACUCAUCCUGCAUGGACUUCCAAAGCACAUCAAAGGCUUCGGCUGCAAGGUCCCAACAGAACACAGAGAUUUUAUCCUGUUGUCAAAGAACCAAGAGCCAUCGAUGGAAAGAUUCCACGAAAGAGGAAGAGCUGCAGCACCAGCCCCCCUCUAGAGUGUCACGGGUGGGUGAUGGAUUCCCGGAACCAUGGGCCAAGACCACCCUCUGUCAGCAGGUCCAAUGCUUCACCUGCAGAAGAUGCACCACUCCCAGGAGACUGCAGCUGCACGCCCCACUCGUUCCCAAAGUUCCAGCAUCCUUCUCAUGAACUGCUGAAGGAAAACGGCUUCACCCAGCAAAUGUACCACAAGUAUCGCCGAAGGUGUCUAAGUGAGAGAAAACGCCUAGGAAUUGGACAGUCACAGGAAAUGAACACCCUCUUUCGUUUCUGGUCCUUCUUCCUCAGAGACCACUUCAACAGGAAAAUGUACGAGGAAUUUAGACAACUUGCUUGGGAAGAUGCAAAAGAGAAUUACAGGUAUGGAUUAGAGUGUCUUUUCAGGUUUUAUAGUUAUGGACUGGAAAAGAAAUUCAGACAAGAAAUUUUUAAGGAUUUUCAAGAGGAAACCAAAAAAGACUACGAAUCUGGCCAGCUAUAUGGACUGGAAAAAUUUUGGGCCUAUUUGAAGUAUUCUCGAUCUAAGACACAGUCUGUCGACCCAAAACUUCAGGAGUACCUCUGUAGUUUUAAGAAGUUAGAAGACUUCCGUGUUGAUCCCCCCAUUAGUGAGGAAUUUGAAAGGAAAAGACAGUCAUCUGCUCCUGGGGAGGAGAGUACUCGGCGGAGACUUCCGUCGCUCGCCGCCACACCGCCACCACCUGCUGCUCUGCCUGCGUCUGCCGGUGACCUGCCAGAGAAACCUCUGGCUUCCAGGGACAACUCACCGUGA